Coffea eugenioides is the source of this 1727-nucleotide messenger RNA. RefSeq lists its product as uncharacterized. The record is from RefSeq and is a predicted model, not a curated record. Bases 85 to 1503 code for a protein of 472 amino acids. The transcript has 2 exons. Lineage: Eukaryota; Viridiplantae; Streptophyta; Magnoliopsida; Gentianales; Rubiaceae.
CUCCAGCCUGUUCUUAACUUUUCUACUCUUCCUUCAGUCUUUAUCUUCCGCCUCCCAAUCCGCAUCCCCACAUCCCUUAUAUCUAUGCCCUCCCCAAUAAACCUCUCCCAUUCAUCAACUGCGUUCUACAUCCUUCAAUUCUUUUCCAGACGGACCAAAACAAUGGAUCCUUGUCCAUUCGUCCGAAUUGUGAUUGGAAACUUGGCGCUGAGGCUUCCUUCCCCAUCCUCAUGGUCUAAGUCAACGACCACCACGACCCUGUGUUACUGUAAAAUCAAGCUCAAAGGCUUCCCAACGCAGUAUUCGACUGUCCCGUGGCUCUCUCAGGAGAGUGGUACUGAUGCGAUUGAGCACAGGAUUCAUGCUGGGUUUAACUUCAAGAAGUUGGAGUUUGAGAAACUUGUUGAGAAAUCGGCCGCCAGAGGUGGGACUUGUGGUUUGAAGAUUGAGAUAUAUACGGGAAAAGGAGGGAAUACUUCUGCAGCUUGCGGGUGGAAGUUGGGUGGGAAACUUUUGGGCAGCGUUUUGGUGCAGCUGGACUUGAAGGCAACGGAGCAUAGUAAUAAAGGGUGCGUGAUUCAGGAUGGAUGGAUUAGUACGGUGGGCGGUGGGAGUGGAAAAGGGGUUGCGUUGCACGUAAACGUGAGAGCUGAGCCAGACCCAAGAUUUGUGUUUCAAUUUGACGGGGAGCCUGAGUGUAGUCCCCAAGUGUUUCAGGUCAAUGGGAACGUCAAACAACCAGUUUUCUCUUGCAAGUUUGGGUUCAGAAGUUGUGGAGAAAGAAAUUUGAGAUCCAGAUCAUCUAUGUCAGAGCCAAACACCAGAACUGGCUGCUUCAGUGCAUCAUUUCCAGCGGAAAAAGAACGACCCUUGAAGGAGCGAAAAGGGUGGUCAAUUACAAUCCACGAUCUAUCUGGUUCACCGGUUGCCGUAGCAUCAAUGGUGACACCAUUUGUUGCCUCACCAGGCUCUGAUAGAGUGAGCAGGUCGAAUCCAGGAGCCUGGCUCAUACUCCGCCCUGGCCACGGAACCUGGAAGCCUUGGGGGCGGCUGGAGGCCUGGAGAGAGCGGAAUGGUGGUGACCAUCUGGGCUACCGCUUUGAACUUAUCCCUGAUGGCAGCAUAGACACCAUCACCCUGGCCAAUUCCUCAUUUAGCACCAAAAAGGGCGGAAAAUUUAGCAUAGACAUUGCUACUGGCGGCACUCCAUUGACCAGCCCCAACAGCAGCUUCGAUUUUAGUUCUGCUUCUUCAGGUUCGGGGUCAGGGUCAGGAUCUUGGGGACAACUGUUGUAUAGAGGGUUCGUCAUGUCGUCUACCGUGGAGGGUGAUGGAAAAUGUAGCAAGCCGGAGGUGGAAAUCGGGGUGCAACAUGUAACUUGCACAGAGGAUGCAGCAGCAUUUGUGGCAUUGGCGGCUGCAGUGGACUUGAGCAUGGAUGCUUGCAGGUCAUUCUCACAAAAGAUUCGAAGAGAAUUAAGACAGCCCGAUCAGGAAUAUUAACCAAAGUUUUAAGUUGCCUCACGACGGCUUUUGCAUUUAGUUACUUGAGAGUUUUUGGAUUAGCGAUUUUAACUAACGUAAACUAGCUACAGUUUCAACUGAUGAUUCUUAUAUAGUACUAGUAUCAGAUAAAAAAGAGUGUACAGUGAUUGACAGCGGUUGUAAUUUUUGUUUUGGCUUCAAAAAUUUUAUUCAUUGUGUACAAUUGUUGUUUGAAUCUUGAA